AUAAAAAUCAUUUCUUGUGGAAGAACACAAAAUUUGCGUACAGUGGGUCAACGAAAAAUGAUCCAACAAUUAUUCAACGCUCUGGGCAGCAAGAAGAAGAUGCAUCAACUUGAGAUUGAGAGGAGGCCCCUCCACUCCACUGAACCAGGCUAGGCUUCUACCUGCGACCCAAAACAAUGCCCAUAUUAUUUCAGUGGUGCAUCUCAAGACGAGAUGACGACAAAUUGAAUCCAUUUCGAAUUGCGCGCCGAGAAACCAGUGCCAAGCCUUGAAGAUAAUGAUGAAAGCUACUGGGAUUACUCUCAUUGUCCAUCCUUGGAACGAUCUCCACGCCAGUGAAUUUCCAUAAACCAGAAACUAAGGAGGAGGUUCCAGCAGCGACAAUGAGCAUACACAGAACCUUUACAUCUUUCCCUUCUUCAUCUUCUCAAUGGAAAUAUGUUGUCUUUCUGAGUUUUAGAGGUGAUGACACUCGCAAGGGUUUUACAGACCACUUAUACACUGCAUUGGAACAUCAAGGAAUUACAACUUUCAGGGAGAACCUUGAACUUCAAAAGGGAAUGGCUAUUUCUCCACAGCUUUUGACUGCAAUUGAAGAGUCAAGGUUCACGCUCAUUGUUCUUUCACGAAAUUAUGCAUCAUCAACAUGGUGCCUGGAUGAACUUGUAAAGAUUCUUGAAUGCAUGGAAGAGACAAAAACAGUGCUGCCAAUUUUCUAUGAUGUUGAUCCUUCUGAUGUCCGAAAACAAACAGGAACUGUUGCAGAAGCCUUCAUUAAACAUGAAGAGAGGUUCGUGGAUGAUGCAAAGAAGGUACGAAAGUGGAGAGCUGCCUUAAAAAAAGUAGCAAAUCUCUCUGGGUGGAAUUCAAAGGACUGGUACGAAUCAAAGCUUGUCAAAGAUAUUGCUGAAGUGUUACGGAGAGAAUUACUGUUUAGUUCAGUGGAGAACCAACUAGUUGGAAUUGAUUCAAGAUUGAAACCAAUCAACUUGCUCUUGGGUGCAGGGGUGGAUGAUGUUCGCUUUGUUGGGAUAUGGGGAGUGGGCGGUAUUGGUAAGACAACUAUUGCUAAAGUUGUACGUGAGAGAAUAUCUAAUGAAUUUGAAUUUAGUAUCUUUAUUGGCAAUGUUAGAAAUAUUGUUGAAAAAGGUGGUCUUGUUAGCCUACAAAAGCAACUUCUUUCUGGGAUAUGGAUGGAAAAGGAUGAUAUAUCAAACCUUCAUGAAGGAGCCAUGAUCAUAAGGAGGGUUUUAAGUCAGAAAAAGGUUCUUCUCAUUCUUGAUGAUGUGAAUCAUUUGGAACAAUUAGAAAGUGUGGCUGGAAAUCAUGAGUGGUUUGGUUUUGGGAGUAGAGUUCUCAUUACAACUAGAAAUGAGUAUUUGUUGAUCAAACAUGGAGUGAAGAGAAGAUUUCAGGUAAAGGGACUAAAAAGUGAAGAUGCUCUUCAACUGUUUACUUGGAAAGCUUUUAAAAAGGAUUACCCUGAAAAGUAUUAUCUUAUUUUGUCUAAUCGCAUUGUGAGUUAUGUCAAAGGUCUUCCAUUAGCUCUUGAGGUCUUGGGAUCAUUCUUGCAUGGAAGAGUUUUAAGUGAAUGGAACAGUGCGUUGGGAAAACUUGGAGUGUGCAACUUGGAAAUUUUUGAGGCAUUAAAAAUUAGUUAUGAUGGUCUAGAUGAUAAGGAGAAGAAAAUGUUCCUGGACAUUGCGUGUUUCUUUAACGGGAAGGACAAAGAUCGAGUAAUAGAAGCUUGUGAUGUUUCUGCAGUUGUUAUAUUAGAAGUCCUCACUGAGAGAUCUCUCGUAAAGAUUUUGGGUGGAAGGCUUUGGAUGCAUGAUUCGCUCCAAGAAAUGGGUCGGCAAAUUAUACUUUGGGAAUUUCCUGAUGAGCCUGGCCGGUGCAGCAGGUUGUGGUUUCGUGAAGAUGCCAAUCGUGUCUUGAGCAAAAAUACUGGAACAGAGGCAAUAGAAGGCAUAGUUCUGCACCCAGCUGAUCCAGGGGUACAGGUGCAUGCAAAUGCUAAAUCCUUUUCAAAGAUGGUGAAACUAAGAUACCUCAAGAUUAGUAAUGUGAGCAUUUACAAUGGACUUGAAGAUCUUCCCAAUAGCUUACGCAUUCUUAAAUGGACGGGGUAUCCUUUAACAUAUUUCCCAUCACAUUUCAACCCAGAGAAGCUACUAGAACUCAAAAUGUGUCAUAGUUACAUAAAACAUUUUCGGAUGGGAACAAAACCUUUACACAAUUUGAAAACCAUCAAACUCAGUCACUCUCCGAAUCUUGUCAGCGUGCCCAACUUUAACGGUAUGCCAAAUCUUGAGGUUCUGAUUCUUGAAGGUUGUACACGAUUGUUUGAGGUUGAUCCAUCAAUUCAAGUGCUGGAAAGACUUACCUUGCUGAACUUGAAAGAUUGCAAAAACCUUGCCCAUCUUCCAAGCAGUGUAGGUUGCUUAAAAUCUCUCAAAGUUCUUAAUCUUUUUGGUUGUUCAAGGCUUAAUAUAUUGCCAGAAGAGUUGGGUUACAUAGAGUGUUUGGAGGAGCUUGAUGUGAGUAGAACUUCCAUAAGAGAACUACCUUCCUCUAUUGGAAGGCUUAAAGGUCUUACUUUGAUGAACUUGAAAGAUUGCAAAUAUUUUAUGCAUCUUCCAACUAGUGUAAAUGGCUUAAAAUGUCUCAAAUUUCUUAAUCUUUCUGGUUGUACAAGACUUCAUGAACUGCGGGAAGAGUUGGGUCAUGUAGAGUGUUUGGAGAAGCUUGAUGUGAGCGGAACUACCAUAUUAUUAGAAUUGUUGGCUAGUCUUGUUAGGGAAGUCUCUAACUUAUUCUUGUUAGGGAAGUCUUUAACCUAGGGUGGUCUCAAGUAGCCUUUGGCUUUUAAGCUUUGUUUGGAUUUGGUUAUGGACUUUGCAUGCCCUUGGGUGUUUCGUACGCCAUUACGAGAGAGAGCAGUGAAUUGAGCAGUGUUGGUUUUGGUCUUCAUCCCUUCUUGUUUGUAAUUUGCUUCUCUUGCAUCAUAGAUCUCAUGAUCUAAGAGAAGCAGUAACAAAGAAGAGUGCCUUGUAGCCUUGGGCAAUGUUGAAAUGUGAUUUGAUAUAUUUUGGUUUUGUGUGGAAGAA
Molecule: messenger RNA, 3110 nt
Organism: Prunus persica (peach)
Lineage: Eukaryota; Viridiplantae; Streptophyta; Magnoliopsida; Rosales; Rosaceae
Product: TMV resistance protein N
Exons: 5
Coding region: 384-2843 (819 amino acids)
Biological process (GO): defense response; signal transduction
Molecular function (GO): ADP binding
Source: RefSeq, a predicted model, not a curated record